Molecule: messenger RNA, 1284 nt
Organism: Gordionus sp. m RMFG-2023
Lineage: Eukaryota; Metazoa; Nematomorpha; Gordioida; Chordodea; Parachordodidae
Product: carbonic anhydrase-related protein 10-like
Exons: 11
Coding region: 65-1045 (326 amino acids)
Molecular function (GO): zinc ion binding; carbonate dehydratase activity
Source: RefSeq, a predicted model, not a curated record
AAGAUUUGAAUCAAUCCUAAAAAACUAAAGGAAUCUAUUUAUCUUCUUUUAGCUCCUAAAAGGAAUGAGAUAUUCCUAUAUUUCGGUUUUUUUGGAAGCCAUAAUUUCAAUUCUCAACCAUCGGGGCUUAAUGGUCUUAUUCUCCUUGACAUUUUUGUACAAAGAUAUAUCAGCGUCUUGGGAUGAGUGGUGGACAUACGAAGGAUUCUCGGGGGCUAAUUAUUGGGGUCUAGUGAAUCCCGAAUGGUCUAUGUGCUCGAGCGGAAAAUACCAAUCACCUAUAGAUAUAGAACUCGCAAAUCUCUUGCACGACCCUAACCUUGACCCGUUAAAAUUUGAAUCUAGUGCUUUAUCUAGAGACGUUUUGUUAAACGAUGGCCAUAACUUGAUAAUAAAGACUAAUGUAAGCCAAGGAAAUCCAUCCAUUUUCAAAUUAUGGGGUGGGCCAUUGUCCUACAAUUAUUCCUUUUACCGACUCCUAUUACAUUUCGGUUCUCACGAGGGAAUAGGAUCCGAGCAUUCCAUCAAUGGAAUAUCAUUUCCAGCUGAAAUACAAAUGUUUAUGUACAAUUCUGACAUAUAUUCUAAUCACACGAUAGCUUCGAAUUCUAUGUUCGGGUUAGUUGCCAUUUCCAUAUUCUUGAAAAUAUCAAAUUCAACUUCACCAAUUUUACAAAAAUUAUUCAAAGAUAUACAUAAAAUAGAAUAUAAAGGCAUGAAUGUCAACUUGGAAGAUGUAAAUCUGAAAGAUUUGAUGACGAAUAACGAAGAAUAUAUAACGUAUUCCGGUUCUUUACCGUUUCCUACCUGUCAAGAGUCCGUCAUAUGGCUCCUGCUCAACAAACCCUUGUUCGUAUCAGUGGCACUGAUGAAAUCUUUCCGUAGAUUAAAGCGUAGCAAUGCGGGCGAGCCUAAAAUAUCGCUGGAAAAUAAUUUCCGCCCUACGACACCGUCUUAUAAUCGCGAUUUACGGACCAAUAUCAAAUUUAAGCGCGAAGAUUGCGGAAACCUCAUAUCAUCGCCAGCAUACAAACUCAACAUUUAGAAGGACAUGCUGCCACCUGCAAAGUUUAAUUAAAGGCUCAUCAAAUAAAGAUUGAUGGAACGCAAAAAGGCAACAAAGAAGCAAAUAUUUAUCAUACAUUUACAAAUUAACACAAUUAAAAAAAUAUAUAUAUUAAUUUUAUUUGUAUAUCAUUACACAAAUCAACAUAAUAUUAUAUGAACAUUAUAAUGCCCGAUUUAUAAAAUUGCUUAUAAGCAACGUUGUAUUAUCAUUUAAAA